CGGAAGCCGAGCAGGGUUUGGAGCUAAGACAUAGGGGAGUGGGAACAGCGCUGUCCGCUGCGAUGAUUCCCCCGCAGGAGGCUUCCGCUCGGCGGCGGGAGAUCGAGGACAAGCUGAAGCAGGAGGAGGAGACGCUGUCCUUUAUCCGAGACAGCCUGGAGAAGAGCGACCAGCUCACUAAGAACAUGGUGUCUAUCCUGUCGUCCUUUGAGAGCCGACUCAUGAAACUGGAGAACUCCAUCAUCCCUGUGCACAAGCAGACAGAGAACCUACAGAGGCUGCAGGAGAAUGUUGAAAAGACCUUAUCCUGCCUGGACCAUGUUAUCAGCUAUUACCACGUAGCCAGCGACACAGAGAAGAUCAUCAGAGAGGGCCCCACAGGUAGGCUGGAAGAAUACCUGGGAAGCAUGGCCAAAAUCCAGAAGGCCGUGGAGUACUUUCAGGACAACAGCCCAGAUAGCCCAGAGCUCAACAAAGUGAAGCUGCUGUUUGAGCGGGGGAAGGAGUCCCUGGAAUCGGAGUUCCGCAGUCUGAUGACCAGGCACAGCAAGGUCAUCUCCCCUGUGCUCGUCCUGGACCUCAUCAGUGCAGAUGACGAGCUGGAAGUCCAGGAGGACGUGGUCCUGGAGCACCUGCCUGAGAGCGUGCUCCAGGACGUGAUCCGCAUCUCCCGCUGGCUGGUGGAAUAUGGUCGGAACCAAGAUUUCAUGAAUGUCUACUAUCAGAUCCGCUCCAGCCAGCUGGACCGCUCCAUCAAGGGUCUGAAGGAGCAUUUUCGCAAAAGCAGUUCUUCCUCUGGGGUUCCCUACUCCCCCGCCAUCCCCAACAAGAGGAAAGACACGCCUACCAAGAAGCCCAUCAAGCGGCCAGGGACGAUCCGUAAGGCUCAGAACCUUCUGAAACAGUAUUCCCAGCAUGGUCUAGAUGGGAAAAAGGGGGGCUCUAACCUCAUUCCUCUGGAAGGUAAUCACCCUAUCAAGGGUUUCAUCCCCAUACCCAAGGGGCAGCUGCCUGGCCCCUGGAUAAAUGCUGCUUGUGUUUGUGCGGCCGACAUCUUGCUAGGUCAUGAGCAUGAUUUUCGAGUUAAGCACCUGUCGGAAGCCCUGAAUGACAAGCACGGGCCACUGGCCGGGAGAGAUGACAUGCUGGAUGUGGAGACAGAUGCCUACAUUCACUGCGUUAGUGCCUUUGUCAGGCUGGCACAGAGUGAAUACCAGCUGCUGAUGGGCAUCAUCCCCGAGCAUCACCAGAAGAAAACCUUCGACUCCUUGAUACAGGAUGCCCUGGAUGGGCUGAUGCUUGAAGGGGAGAACAUAGUGUCCGCGGCCAGGAAAGCCAUCAUCCGCCAUGACUUCUCCACCGUGCUCACCGUCUUCCCCAUCCUGCGACACCUCAAGCAGACCAAGCCCGAGUUUGACCAGGUGCUCCAGGGCACAGCAGCCAGCACAAAGAACAAGCUGCCAGGCCUCAUCACCUCCAUGGAGACCAUUGGGGCCAAAGCUCUAGAAGACUUUGCGGAUAACAUCAAGAAUGAUCCAGACAAGGAGUACAACAUGCCUAAAGAUGGCACCGUUCAUGAGCUCACAAGCAAUGCCAUCCUGUUCCUACAGCAGCUUCUGGACUUCCAGGAGACAGCAGGCGCCAUGCUGGCCUCCCAAGAAACCAGCUCUUCGGCCACCAGCUACAACUCCGAGUUCAGCAAGCGGCUGCUGAGUACCUACAUCUGCAAAGUCCUGGGUAACCUGCAGCUGAACUUGCUAAGCAAGUCCAAGGUGUAUGAGGAUCCAGCCCUGAGCGCCAUCUUCCUACACAACAACUACAACUACAUCCUCAAGUCCCUGGAGAAGUCUGAGCUGAUCCAGCUUGUGGCUGUGACCCAGAAGACUGCUGAGCGCUCCUACCGGGAGCACAUCGAGCAGCAGAUCCAGACCUACCAGCGCAGCUGGCUAAAGGUGACUGACUACAUCGCAGAGAAGAAUCUACCUGUGUUCCAGCCUGGAGUCAAGCUCCGGGACAAGGAGCGGCAGAUGAUUAAGGAACGUUUCAAGGGAUUCAAUGAUGGGCUCGAAGAACUGUGCAAGAUUCAGAAGGCCUGGGCCAUCCCAGACACAGAGCAGAGGGACAAGAUUCGACAGGCUCAGAAAAACAUCGUCAAGGAGACCUAUGGGGCCUUUCUGCACAGGUAUAGCAGUGUGCCCUUCACCAAAAACCCGGAGAAGUACAUCAAGUACCGCGUGGAGCAGGUGGGCGACAUGAUCGACCGCCUCUUCGACACUUCUGCUUAAGUCGGCCAGCGUUUCCGCCCAGUGCCACUGGCGUGCCUAGCAUGUCAUCGGACUCAUAAACCAGUGGUAACACACUCCAGGCCGGGUGAGUGUGAAGUCCUUCCGUACAGACACCGGUGUGCCCCUCCCAGGAGCCCUGCCCUGAGGAGUCCUGGUGUCUGCAUCUUCCCUGCGGCCCUUAUCUCACAGCGGCACUCACCCAGAAUGCAGGUCCCUUCACACCGUGGCUCUCACGCAUCCAGCAGGGGCCACAAGAUGGCUGCUGAGGCAAGAGAUUAUAACGAAGACAGACUAGAUGGGCACCCCAGCUGCCAUGUGGAUCCCAGGCUCCACCCUGGCCUGCUUUCAUCCCUUCAGUCCCCGGAUGUGAAUGGGCUCAGAGAACCAGGCCAAACUGCAGCCAGCAGCCCCAGAGGAAGGGCCCCAAUCCCUUAAGUACAGCAUUGUCCGUGUGCUGAGCUCUGGGAUGUGCUGACACCUGGGGGUCCGCUGGGUGUCAGGAGGCCGGACUGCUCUGUCUCUGGUCCCUUUGGAUCUAGUACACUUCAAAAGGUGUCUGGAGGAAUUCUGCACCACCCUCCAGGGCCAGCCACUCAGCACCUGGUCCCUGGUCCCCGACUUCUGUGCUCGCUGGCCCAGGCCACACAGCAGUGGUUGAGGAGCUGCAGGCCGAGUGUAUGAGGGCCAGGGAGCCAGGGGGCGAAGCAGAGCAAUUCAGGAUCAAACCAGAGGAUCCCAAAGUAAAGUUGGCCCUACCGCUUGGGAUGGCAGUGAUCAACUGU
This is a messenger RNA of Rattus rattus (black rat), 3067 nucleotides long. RefSeq names its product exocyst complex component 7 (gene Exoc7). The record is from RefSeq and is a predicted model, not a curated record. Gene Ontology annotation, molecular function: phosphatidylinositol-4,5-bisphosphate binding. Lineage: Eukaryota; Metazoa; Chordata; Mammalia; Rodentia; Muridae. Bases 63 to 2285 code for a protein of 740 amino acids. Gene Ontology annotation, cellular component: exocyst. The transcript has 20 exons. Gene Ontology annotation, biological process: exocytosis.